AAAGUUAAUGUUUCCAAAGCUUGGAGAUUUUUUAAAGAUUAAGAGUGUAUUUUUAGCUAUAUAUUCUAAGGCUAAUUCAGUUUGAUGAGCAUCUUCACAGCUACACUGUAACUUGUGAUGACACCAACACUGUCAGCUGUUACACACUUGAUAGUUUGCAUGAUUAUCAUCCUGUUUUUUCAGAAUGUACAGCCUCCUUGUCUUAUCAAUACCAAUGAAGCAUAUAUACCUUUAGAAAGCUCUGCAUCUACAUAUACUGAUGUAAGACAGUCUAUUGAACCAACAACAACAAUCACAACAGAUCAAAUAAGUUUUAAUGUUGUCAGCAGUUCUUCUAGUAAAAGAUAGUAACUGCUAUCCCAAUACAGAGAAAAAAAAGGCUUUAGCACUAGAAGUGAUAAACCGCUUUCCAACCUUAAGAAGUGGUAAUGGUGAUGGUUAUGAUGCUUACUUCAGACAGUAUGUUGAAGUAUUACGAAACGGAAAAGUUAAAAAAUAUUCCCCAUCAGGCUAUAUUGAAGAGCGUUUGAAAACGCUGAGAAAACAACUGCCAAUUACUGACAAGCCACACAAGCCGCAUCAGAAGCGCCUAAGAACAGAUGCAGUUGAUCUAGUCAAUGGACCCAUAACAGAGUAUUUUACAGAAGAUGAAAGGGUGCUCACCCAUGAACUUUUAAACAAGACACCUAACGAGAAUCGCAUAAAAAUUAUUAUGGCAUCAACUUAUGAAAGUCGCAGUCUCUGGGUGAGGGAAGGAAGACCUUCCAUAAAAACAUUUUUUUCAUCAUUUCCCCCAUUAAGAAAUAUUUACUCAUCUGCGUUUGAAGAGGAAUUCUGCAGAAGUGCACCCAACAGCAAACGGUAAGUGGAUGGGCUGGGAGACUGUUUUUCACGGAUCCUUUUGUAUGCCAAAGGAAAACGCAAAGGGUUGUCAACCGAUCUUACAAUAUUACUUGACGAAAUAGCAGCUAACAACAACCUGCUUGAAGCAAUAUUUUUAUAGAUACCAAAGAAGAAUACGCUCUAUUACUACUUCC
Hydra vulgaris (swiftwater hydra) is the source of this 1037-nucleotide messenger RNA. The record is from RefSeq and is a predicted model, not a curated record. Lineage: Eukaryota; Metazoa; Cnidaria; Hydrozoa; Anthoathecata; Hydridae.